AUGGAUUUCUAUACGGAUCCAAAGUUUAACUCUCUAGUCCACCUGCCGCAGGUCCUUGCCAACUUGACCUUUUUGGAUAUUGCCAUCAACAUCCCGGACAACUGCACCGGCCAUUGCGCUCCGGCUGCCGAUUUUCUUGACUAUCUCGAAGGAAGCUUUGAUUUGAAGGACGAGGGCGAUGUGCCCAUUUCAAAAUUCAGCACUCUCGUGAGAAGCUGUACCGCGCCUGGGCUUCUAGACCACGUUUCCAAUGGCCAGAUCAUCGAUUGGUACUUCUAUCGCACCCUGAACGCAGAAAACGACAUUGGCUGGAUGUAUUUGGGUAUCGCUUUUCGAUGCUUCAAUGAGUUUUGCAACGGCCUAACGUGGGAAGGCAAUCCUGAUAUAUCCGGCAUUGGGGUCAACAUUGCCUUUUUCAUCCAAGCAGCCCUUACCGCCGUCUUCUUACUCAUCUAUGUCAGCUUUUACAUAGCCGAGACACAUCACAUUCGAAAGAAUCCGGCACAGGCCAACCGGAAGGUAACUUCGUUGUGGCGCAAAGCAGCCGAUGAUUGCCUCGAAGUCUUCUGGUCAACAUGUUACGUCUUUGCCUUAACCCUAGCUGUAGGCACCCUUUGCUUCAACGUUAUCUACCAUUCGCCUGGCCACGUUUACUCGGGCUACUUCGGAUAUCUCGGUACCGUCCUCUCCGUAGCCGUCCUUGUAUGUCUGUGGACCUGGUUUCCUGGACGGUAUCGAUACCCGGUCCUCACUUUUCGGGCUAUGACCUUUCUCAAAGAGGUGAAAUCCGAUGACAAGACCAUCUUCGAAAGAGCCUGCCUAGAAACCAGAUUUGACCUCAAGAACGUACCAGAUUGGGAGCACCUGGACCAGGCCUUGGUCCCCGCACAAUCAACAACCUACGUACAAAACUUCGUCAUGUAUACCCCUUACGGGACCCUGGCACUCUUUGUUCUCUGGGGCGGCGCGUUCUCGUUCAUACUUGUACGGAGAAACAAAAUUACUUACUGGAAAUUGUACAAAAUCAUCACCGGGAUUCUAGGCGGCCUUCUCGUCAUUUGCUCGUUUGCCCUGGUUUGGAUCGCUCUCGGCUUUUUCUUCCACCUUCGAACCAAGGUCGAGAGUCUCGCGGGCCCGUCAUACGCUGAGAAUGAAUGGGGCUUUGGUCAAAUCGUCGCUAUCGUCGCAUGGGGUCCACUGGUGGCCCAGAUCGGCAUGGUUCUCUUUCGCUCAGUAUUGAAAGACACCAAAUACCAGAAGUGGUUCAACCCUGCCCCGGAGAGCGAGAGGUAUACGCAUCACCUGUUGGCUCAAUCCCCAACCGUCGGCCCGCAUCAUGGUCAUGGAUCUGACGUGGAGAAGGAACCUGUCACUAGUGUGACUCAGCAGGAUAUCACGGAUGCCGGGCAGCGGUAA
Messenger RNA from Neurospora tetraspora, 1416 nucleotides. RefSeq lists its product as uncharacterized. NCBI's taxonomy places the organism in Eukaryota, Fungi, Ascomycota, Sordariomycetes, Sordariales, Sordariaceae. The record is from RefSeq and is a predicted model, not a curated record. The coding region runs from base 1 to 1416 and encodes 471 amino acids. The transcript is spliced from 4 exons.